AUGGAUCUAGUGGAAAAGGUGAACGAGGUAAAGAGUGUGAAAGGAGUCUUUAUUGACCACAACGCCGCAGAUUGUACAUAUUUUGUUGGCUGGGGUGAGCUUCUCGCUAAAUAUUUUUCACCACCUUCUGCGGGUUAUACAGCAAACUAUCCAUUUGAGAUUGACAAUGGAGUAUGCACAGCUCGGAAGACGGUUGACACACCUAACGACGAGGCUAUUGUUUUUCCUACGAUGGACCCGAGUAACAUUCCUAGCGGCCGUAAGGCACUAAUAUCAGAGUUGUUUGGAUCCAACAUUCCCACCUUUUGGGAAGCCUCACUCUCUGGUGUCCAGCUACCUAAACACCCCACAAAAGAACGUUCAGCCAAGAAAAUGAAGUCUCUAGCAGCAAAGUACUUCUCCAUUCCAAAACAAUACCUGAAGUAUUACCCAAACGUACCAGAAGUCAUUGCUAGCGCAUCAACGGCGGAAUCCAAAGAGACCGGUGCUGUGACGGGGUCACACAGCACCUUGCGCUGA
This is a messenger RNA of Phytophthora nicotianae INRA-310, 519 nucleotides long. RefSeq lists its product as hypothetical. The transcript has a single exon. Lineage: Eukaryota; Oomycota; Peronosporomycetes; Peronosporales; Peronosporaceae. The record is from RefSeq and is a predicted model, not a curated record. Bases 1 to 519 code for a protein of 172 amino acids.